GUUCCAGGAAGCAAUCCAUAUCCAAUGUGUAGACUCGGGGUCGGCCAGUCGGGCUAGUCAAUUACAGACAGGGCCGACGGUCCAGGCCGAGUGCCGUCGGCACCUUCUGCCAUGUGCAUUGUCCAUUGCGCGUCCUGCUUUCACUUAGUUCAUGUAUCUAACAUGAACUCGGUCGCCAUCCGAAGCUGCGGAGCUUGGUGAAUGGUGAGCGUCUCCGGCACUCUGUAGUAGUUUCUUCUCCAGGGAGUAAGGGGCUUUGUCUUGCAGAGUUUAGGUCCUGUUCUUUUCUUAUGAACUUUGUUUUAUGUCUGUAACCUCAGCCAUUUCAAGGGCUUUCCCUCUUCUAAUCUAACACAUGCAGUGUUCCUGCAUGGUUAAAAAAAAGGAGAAUUUAUGUUCGACGCGUGAUUCGCUUCGAUUUAGUUCAUGUAUGUACGUGCCUCUAGGAUGUUUGAUGAAAUCUCUCCUAAUUGUGACCCCCUUUAAUUUUUCAUCUUUUGUGUGGGUGUACGCCUUCACUUGCUGAUGAUGUUCAACAGGUAGUGCACUUGAUGCUCUGACUGAAUCUCACUCUGUUGCUCCUUCUGAACUACUAGCAAUUUCUGAAGUUUUCAAUAGGGAAAAUAGUAUGUACCUAUCUAUGUCUAAGUCAUGGAAGGCGAGACCCCGGGAACAUCCAUGAAAUUUCUGUAGCAUCGGCCGAUGAUACUUGCAUGCAAUAUUUUAGUACCCACGAUAGUUCUUAACUACAUACCAUGAUUAUGUAACUCACAUGUCAACGGAUGCACCGCUUCGAGAGAAAGAUGUCAUCAGAAGGCAACACUUGAGAUGACAGACACAAAAACUAGAAAUCUGUAGAUAUGCGUGUAUAAGUUGCUUGUUGACAUUAUCAGUGUUUGCCUGGUCAUUAAAGGAUCGGGCAAGAACUCAAGACUUGGGCAUGUUAUGUCAUCUGGAUCAUAAUAUUUAAGGUAGUAGAAUAGGGAUGCUUUAUUUAGUUGACCCAGACUUUUGGUGGCAGCAAACUUAUUCAAUUGAAGCUGUCUUACUCUUGUGCUGUAGCUGAUCAGUUUCAGAACCAUUCAGACAUAUACGAGGAAAUCCCCCCUGACAUACAGCACACCUUUCUUUCAUUAGUUGGCCUCGGUCCAAGUUGUCCAAACUCCCAUGACAGAAGCUAACUAGCAGAAACCUCACCCAUUGGCGGAAUAAUUCUGGCAUACCUUUGCCGUCGUACAAAUCUCUCUAUAUAGUGCAAAGCGUCAUAUGUUGUGUACAAAGCACAUUGACGUACAGGACUGUAUAACGGAUCGAUCAUGGGUGCCUCUUUGUCUCGCGGCCGACCAAACAAAGGGCAGAGCAAGAAAUGCAAGGGGGCAGUGGCGCCAGUAGCAUGGCCUGUGUCACCUUCUCCCAUGCAGCAGACAACUUUCAAGUGGAGGAUCGAUGGUUUCUCAUCUCUUCUUGAUAAAGAUGAAGGAUGGAUCCAAUCCAGCGUGUUUGGGAUCAGCGGGCUCAACUGGUAUUUAAAACUGAAUCCAAGGGACAGAAAGAGCGGCGAUAAAAGUGAAUACGUUUCUCUUAGGCUUAGGCUGGACGAUUUCUCUGUGAGAUCAGACACAGUCGUGGAGGCAUCUUUCAAGUUCCUUAUUUAUGAUCAGUCAUACGGGAAGCACUAUGAACAUCAAGUGAGCCACACUUUCCAGUCUGAAAGCACAAGCUCUGGGACCUCAUGCAUGAUUCCCCUCAGCACACUGAAGGAACAGUCCUCUGGGUUCCUCGUCGGCAAUAGCUGUGUUUUCGUUGUGGAGUUCAUCAAAGUUGUCACUUCUAAAGCUAAUGAUACGAUAGAGACGCUGUUUGUCCAGAAGACGAACAACACCUUCAGUGAUCCUGAUGUCUACACCUGGAACAUUGAGGACUUCUUUGCGCUCAAGAGUCGGGACUACUCCCCAAAUUUUGAAAUCAGUGGACACAAAUGGUACAUCACUAUCAAACCAUCCGGAUCCGGUGACAAUGGGAACUUCCUCUCCUUGACCCUGAACAUGAAGAAGCCACAUACACUUCCUCGGAACCGUGCAAUCCUGGUAGAAUUUAGCAUAUGUAUCAAAGACCAGGAAACUGGCAAGCACAAGAAACAAACAGGACGGUGCCAGUUCGGAGAGAAUUCUACCAAAUGGGGAUGGAGCAAGUUCAUAACGCUGGAAAAUUUCAAGGACCCGUCAUAUGGUUAUCUGGUGAAAACAAAGUGUUGUAUUGAAGUUGAGAUUGCUGUCAUUGGUUCCUCAAAGAUGGAUCCAAUCACUGGUUCCUCAAAGAUGGAGUAGGUUAUUCGUCUCCAAGUAUGCUCACGUAUGUAUGCAUGUGUGUGUGUGUGCGCCCGUGGGUGCGUGUAUUUUGGUGAAUUGCAGUUGUGCUAAGUAUUUUCGUUUGUUUACUUGUUUUGUUGUGUUGAAUGUAUGAAAAGUGCAAAUACCCAAUAAAGACUGAAGAGUCAGGUUGUUCAGUGA
Messenger RNA from Lolium perenne, 2510 nucleotides. The record is from RefSeq and is a predicted model, not a curated record. NCBI's taxonomy places the organism in Eukaryota, Viridiplantae, Streptophyta, Magnoliopsida, Poales, Poaceae.